AUGGAUUUCAAACAUCCCGAAGAUGACAUACUACCUAACCAAUUGGAUCAUAUCCUUCAGAAUGGCGUGCAUACGCUGAACACCGAGCGUCUUCCAAUCUAUUUGGAAGCUUCGAGGAACUUCAAUGCAUCUUACUUGAGUGAUCUUCAACAAGAAGUCGUUCGCCUUCGUCAAGAAUCAGCUUGGCAUCAGGAGCUAAAGGAAGCCUUCAUAGGUCUGUUUAGGGACGCAAGGGAGGUAUAUCGCCUCCUUCAAAAGGCACUCCUUAAAGCCAGGGUCCAGCAUGGUGGGGAAAAUCCGUUGUCAGAGCUAGUGAAUAACGCACAGGAUGCUGGUUUUCUUCUUCAACAAUGUCUGCAACGAGCAUCCCACAUAUCCUCAGAAUCAGAAAGUCAUCUUCUUGAGGCCCUAGGCAUCUCGUUAGAUGAUACCAAUGCGAGAGACAUUACACUGCUGUAG
Penicillium soppii is the source of this 459-nucleotide messenger RNA. RefSeq lists its product as uncharacterized. The coding region runs from base 1 to 459 and encodes 152 amino acids. The record is from RefSeq and is a predicted model, not a curated record. NCBI's taxonomy places the organism in Eukaryota, Fungi, Ascomycota, Eurotiomycetes, Eurotiales, Aspergillaceae. The transcript has a single exon.